Molecule: messenger RNA, 5254 nt
Organism: Pocillopora verrucosa
Lineage: Eukaryota; Metazoa; Cnidaria; Anthozoa; Scleractinia; Pocilloporidae
Product: ATP-binding cassette sub-family C member 4
Biological process (GO): transmembrane transport
Cellular component (GO): membrane
Molecular function (GO): ABC-type transporter activity; ATP binding; ATP hydrolysis activity
Source: RefSeq, a predicted model, not a curated record
CUGAACCUAAAAGGCUCGGGAACCACAAGAAGGCAGAAGAUCGCUGCAUUUUGUAAUAGAGCACGUAACAUAUGAAUCGGCACCCCUCAAAAGUUCUGAUCGACAAAUUAAGACGAACCGUUAAGAGAGCAGUGCUAUUACCUUUCCCAUCCUAUGCUCAGUGCUGGAGGAAUCAGGGUUUCCUAGUUUUGCCAUCCAUGUUUUCACCCAUGUAAUGAGAGAAGCCGAUGAAUUGUUUGAAAUUAACUCUAAAUUGUUGUUAGAGUUCUUAGAGGUCAAAGAUCAAAUUGAAGGAAAGUUCUACAGCAAGUUCAAAGAUCUAAUUAUGCUACCGAAAAACCACCUGGGGGUAAAGGAUCUCUCCAGCACUAAUCAUCUGUGUUAUCAGGGGCAAGUUUUCAACCGAGUGUGUUGAGGCUUGAUAAAGCACGAUAUUUUACGAAAGGCACGACAGGGUGGACUCAUAUAGAGGAUUUCAUUACAUGUAGAAUUGAUGCUGAGUUAAAAAAUACCCACUUAUUGCACGAGAAAGAGGAGAAGAAGUAUUUUCAUCCCCAUCCGCUGCUUGGUUUGACCUUCAUGAAUUGGAUAAAAAGAAUCAACCGAUUGACAAACAGACUCGCCGAGAUCCUAAAGCCAUGUAAUCCUGAUCAUCAGUCGAGAUCUUGAGAGGCGGGAAUAUGGUUAAGAACGAUUACGAGAAAGUAAACUCUGACGAAGAAGGCAAAAAUAAUGUCAACCCAGUUCUGAAUGCCAACAUCUUCUCCCGAAUUACAAUAUGGUGGAUGAACAAAAUCUUUGUUACGGGAAACAAACGGCCACUGGAGGAAGACGACUUAUUUCCACUCUUAGAAGAAGAUAAAUCUGAAGUAUUAACAGAAAAUUUACAAGAGGAGUGGGACAAGGAACUGAAGAAGAGGCAUCAAGGCAAACGGCCAAGAUUUUGGAAGGCUUUGAUGCGAGUUUGCCCAUGGUAUGAAUAUUUCUCAAUUGUCGCUCUGGUUCUGACAGACAUGGCAAACAGAAUGACACUGCCAGUUUUGCUUGGUUUCCUGAUCUCUUACUUGAUGGGAAUACGUCAGUUGGAUGUUAGUUUCAAAUAUAUCUUACCCACUUUUAUAUGUAUCACAUCCUUGGGAAGAAACCUAGCUCAACAUCAUUAUCAAAACAGGUCUGCUCUUUUAGGGAUGCGAUUCAGAGCGGCAGCCACUGGUUUACUUUACAAAAAGGUACUACGCAUGAGCCAAUCAAAGCUUGCAAAGAUAACAUCCGGUCAUGUGAUCAACUUGGUAUCCAAUGAUAUCCAGCGACUAGAUCUAGCCACUCAAAACCUCUUCGCGUCACUGCGAUCCCCGUUCGAUCUCGUGAUUCUAGGAAUUCUUCUUUGGACUCUGAUUGGCUGGCAGGCAGUUACAGGUUUGGCCUUUGCUCUCAUUCUCAUUCCCUACGAAGCCGAGAUGACAGGUUGGGUUGCUAAGUUACGAAUGCAAGCGGCAAGAGUUACAGACAAGAGACUCGCAGUAAUGAAUGAAAUUGUCUCUGGAAUACGCGCGGUGAAAAUGUACGCUUGGGAGUGGCCAUAUCGAGAUGCAGUGCGUGCGAUCAGAAGGUCUGAGCUUUCCUUCCUGCGCAAAAUCUACAACAUUCUUUCAACCUUCGCUUCACUACAGCACACCUACGAUAGUGUAAUCUGUCUUAUUGCCUUUAUAACACUCAUAUUCACUGGAAUUCGCCUAACACCCUUCAACGUAUUCACCAUGGUCGGACUCUUGUCUGAAAACAGGCGAUCUCUUGUCUAUGGUCUCACAGACGGGAUGCAGCUCAUCGCUGACUGCUUUGCAUCUCUUGAAAGAAUCGAGUCAUUCCUUUUGAUAGAGGAAUUGAAUGGAAAUGGGAAUGGAAAGGAAGAAAAUCAUCCAGAGGAAACAACGGGAAAUGAAAAUGGCGACGAAGAAAAGGCCACAGACAAGGAAAGUUCCUCAGGAAAACCUUUUUUAAAGGCUUCCAACAUAACUUGUCACUGGAAUGGCCAGAACGAAGCCUCAGUUCUCAACGACGUUAGUCUCGAGGUAACCGAAGAGAGAUUACUUCUAGUGACGGGUCCUGUUGGUUGUGGCAAAUCAUCUCUUCUCUUAGCAUUUCUUGACGAGCUACCACCAAGCACUGGUAAAAUAACUCACAAUGGGAGAAUAGUCUACGUUCCUCAAACCGCUUGGGUUUACAGUGGCACACUUCGUGAUAAUAUUCUCUUCAAUCAGCCAUUUGACCAGGAGAAAUAUGACAAAACUAUCGAAGCAUGCGAUUUGAAGAAGGACAUUGCCAUGUUACCCGAAGGUGACAAAACUCUCCUAGGGGAACGCGGCGCCAGUUUAAGUGGAGGUCAGCGCGCUCGUGUUAAUCUGGCGCGUGCAGUGUACAGUGAUGGUGACAUCUAUUUGAUGGACGAUCCUCUUAGUGCUGUUGACGCGAAAGUUGGAAAACACAUCUUUGAGAACUGCAUUAACGGAUUGCUCAGUAAGAAGGUGCGCGUACUUGUUACACAUCAACUGCAGUAUAUGAAGAGUGCAGACUACAUUGUUAUCCUAGACAAGGGCAGUGUUGUGAAGCAAGGCAAAUAUGAGCAGAUGAAAGAAGCAGGAUUGGAUAUUGAGUCACUCGAGAAAGAGUUUGAACUCGGACAUGAAAAGUAUCAUGAAGUGGAGGGAGGAAAAGUGACCGUUACAUCGGAUCAGGAGAACAGCAAACGUGCUGAGCGUCGAGAAAGCGACUGUUCCUCAGGUUUGGCUGGAAAAGGUAUGACUGCUUCUCAAGAAGAUCGCAUCGUAGGUACCAUAUCUGCAAAACUUUAUUGGAACUACUUCAGAGCAGGCCUUCACGGGAUACUUUUAUUGGCUCUGCUGUUACUUUUCCUUAUUGCCCAAGCAUCAAUCAUUUCACCUAAUCUGUGGCUAGUACAUUUAACAAGAAUGAAAUGGGUUGAACAGAAACACAAGUUGAACCUGAUAAUCUAUGGCAGCUUGGUAGGCGGAGCACUCUUUCUAGCUGUUCUUCGAGGCCUUUUGUACUACUAUACCACGCUCAGAUGCUCCGAGAACCUGCACGAUCGAAUGGUCUUAUCCAUGCUUCAGUCUCCUGUGUACUUUUUCGACACGAAUCCCUCUGGAAGGAUAUUAAACAGGUUUUCAAAGGAUAUUGGAAUUGUGGACGAGUUCCUCCCGCCGACUUCACUGCUCGCUGUGCAAUACAUACUACAGACGCUAGCGUCUGUUUGUGUCACGUGCGCUACAAACUACUGGGCGGUCAUUGGUGUCAUUCCUAUGAUCAUUGGUUUCUUUGGAAUUAACAGGUAUUAUCUGAAAACUUCUCGUGAAAUAAAGCGAAUGGAAGCCAUCAGUCAAAGUCCAGUGCUGGCUCACUUGGCAGACACUCUAGAGGGAAUCAUUAUAAUAAGGACGUAUCAUAUGGAAGACAAGUUCAUGCAAGAUUUUAAUGAGGUGCAAGACAGAAGAAGCCAGAUUUGGUUUCUUGUGCCUCACAGCGCUCGGUGGAUGGGAAUUCGCUUAGACUUCGUGUGCACCUUGUUCGUAGCGAUAUCCACAUUCACUGGAGUAUUCUCAACAACUGAUGCAGGAACGCUCGGGUUAUCUCUAGUUUACGCCAUCAGUACUGUUGGUCAGCUGCAAUUUGCCAUGCGCCAGACAGCCGAUGUUGAAAACAUGAUGACAGCAGUGGAGCGUGUCAUAACCUACACAGAGCUUCCCAAGGAGCCGACGUAUGACAUCAAUAACAAGCCCCCUUCAGACUGGCCCCAGGAAGGUGCCCUUCGUUUUGAGGACCUUUCUCUGACGUACUACGAGGGAGGACCACAAGUCCUAAAGAAGAUUUCAAUAAACAUCAAUGCAAGAGAGAAAGUUGGCGUAGCUGGACGAACCGGAGCUGGUAAAUCGUCUUUGGUAUCCGCCUUAUUUCGAAUGCCAGAACCGGCUGGGAAUAUUUACAUUGAUGAUUUAGCACUGAGCUCAUUUAAUGUUCAGAGCACACGACCAGUGAUUUCUGUCAUCACUCAAAACCCCACUCUGUUUAGUGGGCCGUUGCGCAUAAAUUUGGAUCCAUUCUCCCGUUUCUCGGACGCGGAGGUAUGGAGCGUGUUAGAACAAGUUCAAAUGAAAUCGAAAAUCAUGGAGCUUCCGGGAGAACUUUAUUUCGAACUCUCCGAGUCAGGAAACAAUUUUGGUGUCGGGGAGCGCCAGCUACUUUGCUUGGCAAGAUCUUUGUUGAAUAAAAACAAGAUCAUCGUAAUGGAUGAAGCGACAGCCAAUGUGGAUUUUAGCACAGAUAGAAGAAUUCAAGAGACAAUAAGAAGCAAAUUUCAAGAUUGUACCGUAAUCACCAUAGCGCAUCGUUUGAAUACGAUCAUAGACUAUGACAAAGUGCUAGUAAUGGACAAAGGAACAGUUGUAGAAUAUGACAAACCAAGUGUUCUUCUACAAAACAAGGAUGGGGUUUUAACAGAAUUAUUUCGAAAUCAGCAAGUAGCCCUAUCUUAGUAAAAACCUUAUAUUAGUCAACCAAUUAAUGAACAAAAAAGGUAGUGUUUCGAGAGAACAUUUUUUUUUUGGAAUAGAAACGAAAUUUAACCUUCCUUUUCGAAGGAAAUUUUCAGGAAUCGCACGGGAAAGGUGGGAGGAGAAUUGGUAGAUUUUUGUUGUCUAAAAACAGAUCAAUCUAAUAGCUUCGAUGGCCUCUCGAAAAUUCUUCCUUAAAAUAUUCAUAAAUUAUAUUUUUGGAAAAGUGUUCUUUAUACGAAAUUGGCUAAUGCUAUGAUGUUUUUUCUUCUGAGAGGAGAUCUUCUUUUAAUUCGAUUGAAGUUUGGUCUUAUUAAACCAAAGUGCCUACGAACAACAGGAAUAUUUCACUUGAGAGUGACACAGUUUAGGAUAUUUCUGGUAAAUAUGGAUUGAAAAUAAUGAAAUGAACAAUGAGCUAUUUUCAAAAGAAAACUCGUAAUGAAAUUGGUGAAGCGGAUAAUACUUUCUUGACAAUUAAAUUACCAAUAACUGAGCCUAUUGUUACAUACUUCAACCGGGACUAUUAAUUUCUCAUGUGGAUGGUCGAAUGUAUCACGCCGUCGUUCAAACGUGUAUUAAUGAAAUAUUUAAGGAUUUUAAAAUAUGAAUUUAGGUUAAGUUAAAUAGAGGAUCCUAAGUUCAGUACUUAUCAGAAUUUGACGUUAUUGGUCAAUAAAAUUCUGUUG